AUGAUGACCCUCCUCUCCCCCCACUUCAAGCUCGAAGAGGUCUCCGAAGAUGAUAUGGUCAUUGCAUCCCUGGCCUGGGGCUUUACUCUCGGGUUCGGCUGGCUCACAGUAUGGACGGCGAUCAAGCAGACGACCGCCAUGUAUAGGCGGCAAGGCGAUCGCAUUUACCGGAACUCAUACAUUUGGAUGAUCUGGCUGGAGAUCCUCGUGUGUACCAUCUUCAGCAUCAUUUGCUGGUUGCAUCUCAAAGGCAUCAUACCGCCAAGCCAUUUACUGACUACCACAGUGACCACUUGGGCUCUCCAAGUUCAAUUUCUUCUUCAAAUCAUCAUCAAUCGAUGCGCCAUCCUCCUUACCAACCAGAAGCGGGCAUGGCGGCUGAAAGUGGGCGUCGCUGUACUUAUCACCGCCAUCAACAUCUCUGUCUACAACAUUUGGGUGCCGGCUCGGUUACAGGUUUCAGAGAGAUAUAUCGAAAUCAACGAGUGGUGGGAUCGCUGCGAGAAGGUUAUCUACCUUAUCGUUGAUGGAGCGCUCAACAUUUACUUUGUCCGCAUCGUCCAGAAGAACUUGGUCACCCACGGCCUCACCAAGUACAAGCGACUGACGCAGUUCAACAUGUUCAUCAUUGGUUUCUCUCUCAGCAUGGACGUACUCAUUAUUGCGAUGAUGAGUCUCAACAACACAUUUGUUUACAUGCAAUUCCAUCCCUUAGCUUACAUGGUCAAGCUGAAGAUCGAGAUGUCGAUGGCCGAACUGAUUGGAAAGGUUGCACGGAAGCGCGAUCUCGGCAUACUAUCUGCUGCCGACUUCAAUGGGAACCGAGACUCAUACCAGCCGUCCGAGUACAGCUUGCAGUUACCCACUUACGCGAGAGGCCGCCCCGUCGGCGGAAUCGACGCUACGAUCAGCAGUCAACCCCCGAAUCCCAUCGAACUAAACAACGUUACGAAGCCGAAGAUACCCGCAUUGCGAGGAGUCAACGUCGCCGCCGUCAGCUCGGGGCCCAGCAGCCGGAGACCUUCGAUAGGUGCCGCAAACGCUACCGACGCAGACGGACAGCCCAAGAUGGCGAUUUACAGGACACGAGAAGUAGUUGUCGAAAUCGAGAGGGUUCCUCCCACCCAGGGCCACCAAGCCAGUGCGAGCCAGGCAAGCCAGCUCACCCUGGACGACUCUUUCGAUAUCACCAACUUUGAGGACGAUUCGUCGAUCAAGGGGCUCUCGAUGCCUCCGCUCACAGCGGCCCAGAAGUCACUGGCACUACCAAACAUUCAAGCCCCGUGGGCUACGCAAGAAUUUAGCACAAAGAUAUGGGACGGCACGAAAUGCGACGAGGACCCCACCCUGCCGACGACGAUUGCGAAGAUUGGAUCGUGGCCCAAAGACACUUGA
Colletotrichum godetiae is the source of this 1395-nucleotide messenger RNA. RefSeq lists its product as uncharacterized. The coding region runs from base 1 to 1395 and encodes 464 amino acids. The transcript has 3 exons. Lineage: Eukaryota; Fungi; Ascomycota; Sordariomycetes; Glomerellales; Glomerellaceae. The record is from RefSeq and is a predicted model, not a curated record.